AUGGCUCUCAUAAUUCAAAGUGAAUAUUUUCUGCUUAGAUUAAAUGCUUUGCAAUACCUACAUGCUCGACAUGGACAUCGAUUGCGUGGUCGAGCCCCCGGCAUUGCCAAGACUCUGCAAGAGCGAUUGGAAAGUGAAAAAACAGUUGACCCCGAAGUCAGCCGGCCGGUCAACAUCGGAUUUCCCUACUUGAAACCAGCCCGAUCCGCUCAGCUAUCUGAACGUCUCGCGCAUUUGAAAGCCCAAAGAAACAAUUCCGAACUGGAGCGACUCUCGCGGGAACGGAAAUUACAAGUUGACCUAGAGUUGGUGCGGGAGGAUUGGCUAAAAACGAGCGGUCCGUUCCACAUCCAGCGUGUCGCUGAGCAUUACGGCAUAUUUGAACAUUUAUUCGGUUCAGCCUACUUUGUGCCGCGUGUUGAACUACGCAUCCAAUAUGAGGCUGGAGACCUACUGCAUCCUGUCCGUUACGGGAACAUGCUAAAGCCAAGAGAAACCCAAUCUGCACCGAUGGUGCAGUUCGAUGAUCGUUUCAGUUUUAAUGGGGAAAGUGUCGCAGAAGGGCAGAAGAGCUGGUGGUGCCUACUGCUUACCAAUCCAGACGGGCAUUUCGAGGAUAGCGAAAUGGAAUAUUGCCACUGGUUCAUUGGCAACAUUCCCAACGGAGAUGUCGCGAAGGGUGAGGUGGUGGUGCCAUACCUGCAACCAAUUCCACCCAAAGGCACCGGCUAUCAUCGCCACGUGUUCGUACUGUACAAGCAAGAGGCCAAGCUGGAUUUCGCGCCAUAUCGGCAAACGGAACCGUACGAUCUGCCGGGGCGUACAUUCAGCACGCUCGAUUUCUACCGCCAGCACCAAGACAGUAUCACACCCGCUGGGUUAGCGUUCUUCCAGGCCAACUGGGACGACAGCCUGCCCGCAUUCUAUCACGAAAAACUGCAGCUGCAGCAUCCGGUGUUCGAGUACGACUUCCCGGCGCCGUACAUCCGCGCACAGGAAUGGUUCCCGCUCCGCAAGCCGUUCAACCUGUACAUGGACAAGUACCGCGAUCCGGCCCAGGUCCGCAAAGAGUAUCUGACGCGUAAGCUCGCCAAAACGCAUCCGUUUGAUGGACCAGAGAAACCGCUGCGCUUCCCGAACGCUCACCCGGUGCGUGACGUACCGUCUUGGCUUCGCACGGAAAUUCGAAAGGACCGUCUCGGAUGGGGCAGGAUAAACGAUAUCUAGUGCAGUUGCGUCGAGGUGUAGUGUUAAACUCGCUUAAAAUAAAUCUCCGCG
Molecule: messenger RNA, 1278 nt
Organism: Anopheles nili
Lineage: Eukaryota; Metazoa; Arthropoda; Insecta; Diptera; Culicidae
Gene: mRpL38
Product: 39S ribosomal protein L38, mitochondrial
Exons: 4
Coding region: 1-1227 (408 amino acids)
Cellular component (GO): mitochondrial large ribosomal subunit
Source: RefSeq, a predicted model, not a curated record